This is a messenger RNA of Acanthosepion pharaonis, 1272 nucleotides long. NCBI's taxonomy places the organism in Eukaryota, Metazoa, Mollusca, Cephalopoda, Sepiida, Sepiidae. The record is from the annotation of a GenBank genome assembly.
AUGGCAGUUGACGAAGUUGUUGCGGAUUGUGAGAGUGAACCACUUCACCCAUUUAAAUCCUUUUCUAAGCGACAAAUGAGGCGCCCUGAAUCCUCUGAUGAUAGACAUGUGAUGGCUAAACAUGCUUCCAUCUAUCCAACAGAAGAAGAGUUACAAAGAUUUCAAAAUAUUGUUUCAUCAUGUGAAAAAGCAUUGAAAUUAGUAUCUGAUCAGAUUGCUGAAUCGGAUGCUCCUAAAAAGAAGAAUGAUGCUAAAAAUGCUGUUGGAACAGGGGAAAAUGAUGGUGAGAACAAAGAAGUACCAAAGAAAGAAGAAACAGUUCCACGUGCUUUAAAGGGUGUUAUGAGAGUUGGUGUACUGGCAAAGGGUUUAUUGCUGCAGGGAGAUACAAAUGUUCAGCUGGUGGUGUUGUGUUCAGACAAACCAACUAAAACACUACUUAAAAAAGUGCACACUCUCCUUCCCAAGCAGUUAACUAGUGUGACGGAGGAGAAAUAUGAACUAAAGCUGUGUAUCAACGAGGCAUCAAUCAUAGUGUCCAGUGUGGAAAAGGACCCCAAGAUUUCCUGCACCAUCACGAUCACCUCUCCCGUGAUUAGGGAACCACCGCCUGUUAAACCAGAACCAGGUGGUAAAAAGCCCAAAGAGCCUGCUGACCUUCUUAAUAAACAGAAAUGCCUUGAAGCAUUGGCUGUACUAAGACAUGCAAAAUGGUUUCAGGCUAGAGCUACUGGCUUAACAUCAUGUGUUGUGGUGCUACGAAUUCUCAGAGAACUCUGCCAGAGAAACAAUGUGUGGGCACCUCUGAAUGAAUGGGCAAUGGAAUUACUUGUGGAGAAAUGUAUAAGCAGUGUUGGCUUCAAUCUUGGACCUGGUGAUGCUCUUAGGAGAGUUGUCGAGUGUCUUGCUUCUGGAAUAUUAUUACCUGAUGGUCCUGGUUUGUAUGAUCCAUGUGAAAAAGAAACCACAGAUGUAUUAAACACAUUGACAUUACAAGAUAAAGAAAACAUAACUGCAUCAGCCCAGCACACAUUGAGAUUGAUUGCUUUUCGUCAAAUUCACCAAGUGCUCAACAUGGAACAACUACCAAUGCCCCGUUUCCGACGGAAAAACUUCAAGCCUCGUAAACGUAAGCGUGCUGGUGAUGGAGAUGCGGUUGCAGAUGAAGGUGGUGAGGAGGAGAGCAAGAAGGACAAGAGAGAUGUGGAAGAUGGAGAAGGAGGAGAAGGUGGCGGUGGCAAGGAGCCUACACCCCAAUCAACUGACGCUUAG